Molecule: messenger RNA, 963 nt
Organism: Diutina rugosa
Lineage: Eukaryota; Fungi; Ascomycota; Pichiomycetes; Serinales; Debaryomycetaceae
Exons: 2
Coding region: 1-963 (320 amino acids)
Source: RefSeq, a predicted model, not a curated record
AUGAAGUACUCGACCGUUACCUUGGCUGCCCUCUUAGCCGCGCAGGCUCAAGCGCAAGCUCAGACCCCCACCUCCACGCAAGACGUGUACAAGCGGGAAGCUCAGGACAUUGCCCAGGACCUUCAAGGGUUCUUGCUGCUGUUGGCUGCCCAACAAAAGCGUGACGUCGUCGACGCCACCCCUGCUGACAUUGAGGAAAUUCUCAAGAGAGCCGUCAAGAACACUCCCUUGGGCGAGUUCCUCGCCAGACGUGACGUCGACUGGAGCAGCAUCAUCCAGCUGAUCCUCCUGGCCCUCCCCGGCUUGAUCAAAACCAUCUGGGACUCGGGGAUCAUCCAACAGGUCGUCAGCGCCAUCUGGAACAACCAGUCGAUCAGAGACGCUCUUUUCAACGGCAUCAAGUGGAACGACCCCCUGCUCUCCGCUCGUGACGUCGGCGACACCAUUGGCCAGAUCAUCACCUCCAUCUGGAACUCGGGCGUCAUCCAGCUGGUGUACAACUGGGUGGUCAACUGGAUCAAGAACAACCCCGACCAGUUCCAAAACUUAAUCAAGCAAGGUUUCAACAUCAUCGUGUCCAUCGGUAGUCUGCUCUGGACGUGGGCUCAACAAAACGGUAUCAUCGAAAAGGUGUUCACCUGGAUCGGCAACAACGCUGGUGGCAUCAUCAAGACCGUGGUUGACUUCUUGCUCUCGUUGUUCGGUGGCGCCUCUACUGGUGGCUCGGCCUCCGCCUCUGCCGGUACUAAGCCGACGACCACCGCUGCCGCCCCUGCUGCCACUACUCAACCUGCAGCCGCCCCCGCCGGUACUACUCAACCUGCCGCCGCCCCCGCCGGUACUACCGCCGCCGCUGGUGGCAACAACGCCGUUCUUGCCUCGUUGCAAGCCGCGUACGGUGGUGGCGCUGCUGGUGGUGCUGCUGCCCCCACUACGGUGCAGGCCAAGAGAAUGUUGUACUAG